CCAAAUACAUCCAAUUGAAAUUUGAAAUGUUGCACUGAUAUGAUUUACUCAAAUGACUUCACAAGGAAAGGUAACGAAUACCGUCUUGACAAAUCUCUCCGACUAUUUGUUGGUAGUUUCAAACGAGCCUUAUUCUACGAGAAGAGAUAAGCGAUUCGGCUUACCUUCCUUGCGGUCAUCGUCGACGAUAUCAUGGCGACCAGCACGCCGUGGUCGAAGACCUUUGCACAUGUCCACGCCGAAUCUUUUUUACGGAGACAAAAUUGCCGAUUAUAAGAGCAUUACGAAAGAUAGUUUCGGUGGAAAAUGUGAUUUACAACCAGUCCAACAAUUGAACAUCUGCCCGUCUUUACAUAGCUCUCAGUUUGAUUUUGGCAUUGACUCGCAAUUUCACCAUAGCACAACAAAUGGGGAAAACUUUAAGAAAUAUAGUAAGGUACCUGGUGCAAAUCAUGUUGAUCGAUCAAGAUGGAUAGAUCAGAUGGCAGGACAUAGUAUGGCUAAGAUAACUAGACAUGGUUGUUCAAAUAAUGUUGACUUCUCUACUACGUAUUCCAAAAACCAUCAAAUGACACGUCCCCAUUGUCCACCAGACAAAUUUAAUGGAAGAUGGAAAACAAGCAUUUACACUAUUUGUCCAGGAAAUACAGGCGAGAAAAAAUAUCAUUCAAUAUCCGCAAAUGAAUAUUUGGUUAAACGUCGCAAGAAAUUAGCAAAUGGAUCUCAUUUUUGAUUCAUUAUUGGCGGCGGGUUGAAGAUAUGUGUAGAAAAAUGGUUGUCUUGGAAACGAAUGAAAUGUUUAUAUUUUCUUCGCAUGGAAUAAUUAUACCAGUAAAAAAACCUCUGUUAUUUUUUCGUUCAAUUUUAAUUUUAAACUUUAAUAAUGAUAUAUUGUAUCUCAUCGUAAAUUUUGCGCGUUCCAAAGGCGCGCAUACGUAUUACAAUGACCGUAGUUAAUUGUGUGUGGGGAGGGUGUUUAUUCGUAGUUACGGACAAGCUCGUACCGUAAAAUUACUUGAAAUUUGUGGCCAAUCAGAAUGCAGAAAAUGUAGAAAAAUGCUCUUUCUAAAAUAGAGGUUUUAUAUUAGCUA
Xenia sp. Carnegie-2017 is the source of this 1091-nucleotide messenger RNA. RefSeq lists its product as uncharacterized. The transcript has 4 exons. Lineage: Eukaryota; Metazoa; Cnidaria; Anthozoa; Malacalcyonacea; Xeniidae. The record is from RefSeq and is a predicted model, not a curated record. Bases 53 to 733 code for a protein of 226 amino acids.